Messenger RNA from Symbiodinium sp. CCMP2592, 7941 nucleotides. NCBI's taxonomy places the organism in Eukaryota, Dinophyceae, Suessiales, Symbiodiniaceae. The record is from the annotation of a GenBank genome assembly.
AUGGAUAACGGAGGAGAACCGAACUACUCCAAUGCCUUCCCUGACGUAAGCCCAGCUGAGAUGCAUCAACAGGGUAUGAGCCCAAAUCACGCAGAUGCGACUGCCGCUCAUGAUGCGCAAGGUCAUGCUGGAGACACCACAGUGGUGGCUGGUGGUCAGGGAGCAGCACAGGUGCAAGAGACGGAACUUGCUGUGAGGGCGAUGGCGGUGGCAGUGGCCACGGACCAGAGCCCGAGUGGAAGCAACUGGCCUAUGGAUGGCCAAGCGGCCCCUGUGGGAGAGCCGACUCGCGGCCCCACGGAGGCGAUGGGAGUGCCGUAUGGGCAGAUGAAUGCGGCACAAGCCUCGUGGAGUAUGAUGGCGACGAGACGGACGGCCCCGGCUUGGAUUCAGAGGUUGGGGGCUUUCUUUCAGGAGAUGAGGGCGCAGCAGCCUGCCCCUAUGUGGAAUCCUUCGCCGCUCGGGUCGCCUCCAAGUGGUGGCCGAGCGAUGGGAUCACCGGAGUCAGAGCAAGGGGUGUGGAUGAGCCAGGCCCACACGGAUCGACCCCUACUGACCCGUGGUCAAAGGGAACAGCCUCAGAGAAUGGAGCAACGUGCCCCGCUGCUUUAUGGACACCAACAACGAUACGAGGGGGAAGUGGUGGGAGUACGUAUGAAGCGGUGCAAGAUGAGGUCAGAAGACAGCUGCGUGAUGUGGUGGAGCAGUUGGAGGCAGGAGGCCAGCGAGCUAAGGCGUGAAAUGGGCGCUUGCAAGCGACCCGUGAGCUGGAGGAUCAGAGACCUGAGCAAUGGGCUCAGCCGCAAGGCCCGCCGCGAGCUUUGGGAGGGUACCUGGCAGGGGAGCUACGUCUUCAGAAGGACAUACAGGGCCUUCUAUGCCGAGGGCAUCGGGAUCUUCUACGAGCGGGGGAUCGGGCUUGCAAUCGGGUGCUACCACAACAAGUGUGCCGGCGCUGCCUACAGGAUCUUCUACCAGCGGGGGAUCGGGCUUGCAAUCGGGUACUACCACAACCGUUUGGAGAAGGUGAUGAAAGGGGGAACGAAGCCGGAGGAGUUGAGCAAGGUAGUCGAAGGACCGAAGUUGCCGGAGAUUUCAGAGAGCUCUUCAGUGGACUUUGGGGAUUGGCUGUAUUGCUUGGAGCACACGAUGGGAGACAUCUCUACCAACAGUGCAGAGUGGUGGAAGUUGGUGGUGAAAGAUGCUCAGGAGUACUACGACAAGUACCAAGCAGCAGACCAGUAUGGAAGGCUUUCGAUGAAGCCUGAUGUCAAGAAGGAGUUGAUCGCUUCGAGGGCAAAGAGCACCUUAGAUGUCCUGGCUCGGCUGAUGGUGUUGUACCGGCCUGGAAGCGCGAUGGAGAAGGGUCAGCUCCUGAAGAAGAUAGAGACCCCAGAGCCUUGUACAACCACUCAGGAUGCCGUGGAAGGCUUGAGGCAGUGGUUGAGGUACUACCAGAGGGCUAAGGACCUGAAGCUCAGCAUUCCGGACCCCUUGAACCUGGUGAAAGCCUUGGAUGGAAUGCUGAAGAAGCCGGACAACGUGCUGGCUAUCCACCGGGCGUUCUUGGCGGAGUUUGAGCAAAUGGGGUACAAGAAGAAGGCCAAGCAAGGAGGGGACCCUACGCCAGCUCCUCGUUUGCGGGCAAUGGAAAAGGAGCAGCCACAGCUUCCCACGCUGCCGGUGAAGGAUGGCAAGGGAGGACAAAAGCCGUGUCGCUUCUACCUGUCCGAUGAGGGUUGCAGGAGGGGAAAAGGCUGUCGUUUCGAGCACACCAUGAAGGACCUUUCAAAAGCUGAGCGACGAGAUCGCUGCUAUGAGUGUGGAGCAAAAGGGCAUUUGUCGGCCUCUUGCCCUACCAGAAAGGAGCCACAGCAAAGGGCCUUGGGAGUUGGGGACUCGCCUCAGUCCUCUACGGGGGGCACCAAUGGGAGAAAAGGGGGCGGGAGCGCGAAGGGUCCAAAAGGCGCUGGGGCAGAGGAAGCCGAAGCAACCAAUGCGGUCCCAGCGGAAGUGGCGGCUACAGCGACACCGUCCGGAGAUACACCGGUCCAAGGAGUUCCAGUUGAACAGCUUCUGGAGGAUGCCCAAAGGUUGAUGAAGGCCUUUAUGGAGCAGAAGAGCGGACCUCAGGUGAAGGUGUUCCGGGUUGAAGAUGUGAAGACGCCUGAGUUGCAGGAGACGCCGGCCCUGAAGGAGCUCAUGAGGCAAGGUCAGCGUGACGUUGGCUGGGGAGAACACAAGGUAGAGAUGCAGCAGUCGAGGUCGGGAACAAUCCUGGGCUCGGAAGGAACCCAAGCAAUCGUGCCCCUUGGCACCGUGGUGAAGCAGUUGGGCUACGAGUUUGGGUGGAACCGGCGUGGGUGUUUCCUUCGCCAUCCGGACAAAGGCGAGAUCCGGGUGUAUACCAGGUCAACGUGCCCGGAGAUUCUGCAGAAGGAUGCUUUGCGACUCAUUGGCGAGCUGGAAGAAGCGAAGCUGGCAGAAACCAUGGAGUCGUUGGCAACGCUAAAGGCGGCGGUGGCAGCUGCCCGAGGGCAUACACAGUGGACCUGGAAGGAUGCCAUCAAGGAGUACGUGAGUGCGGGGGAACAAGAAGCUGGAGUCCGUGCGGUUUUGGCUGCACCCUUUAUGCAUCAUGUACCAAUGGAGGACCAGUUGAAGAUCAUGGCCGCUAUCCCAAGCUCGAGCGAGGAGGCGUGGAAAUGGAUGAAGUCGUUCCCGCUCAAUCGAGCAAAGAGGAGGCAGUUAUGGCAGGCUCCGGAGUGGGUUGUCCAUAUGUUCUCGGGAAAGGGUGUGAAGAACGACCCGUUGAGAGAAGUGCAAGGACUCCUCGAGAUAGACCUACAGAGAGGAUGGAACCUCAACGACGACAAGAUCUACGGCGUGUUGCUGUGGGCCGCGUUGAACAAGAAGAUCAAGCAUGUGGUGGGAGGACCCCCGGGGGGAACCUUCUCGCCAUACCGUUACCGCGACGGAACUGAAGGGCCGAGGCCGGUUAGAUCGAACCACGAGCCCUGGGGUCUACGAGAAGGCCUGGGUGUGGACGAGUCUGCAAAGGUGAAGAAUGAGAACCGCAUGCUGCUACGUAUGGUGUGGCUGUGGGCCUUUGCGGAAGCGGCUCAGGAUGACCCUGAAGUUCCAGGACACAAGGUGGGCUUCUGCUUGGAGUUCCCAGAGGACCCCAGGGAGUACUUGCCAGAUGGUCCCCAGAAGUCACAGUGUGUGUCUAUGUGGAGGAUGGAGCUCGUGCAAGUCACCCACUUUGAGAAGGUGCAGUUUGAGCAAGGAGCCUUGGGACAUAUGUUGCGGAAGCCCGCAUGCUGUUUGACAAACUUGCGCUUGGGAAUCCAUGGCGUGAGGGACUCGAGAGCGUGGGUCAGUGCAGAUGGUGCCGAUCCAGACCAGUCGGUAUGGCCACACGGCUUCAGACUCACUUUGGCAGAUGCAAUCCAUGAGUGGAACAUUGUGGGUGGGGGAGUCGCGUUGAAAAAGGCCAUGACAAAGACUGAGCUGGAAGAGUGGAGAAACCAUUUGGAUCGAGGACAUUGGCCUUAUCGCAGAGACUGCUCUGUUUGCUUAGCGGCCUCAGGGACGGGAAGACCGGCCAGACGAGUGGUUCAUCGAGACGCAUAUGUUCUGAGCCUGGACAUAGUGGGUCCUUUUGCAGAUGUUGGACGAGAUGAAGUUCGAGGGUGUCGGUAUCGUUUUGCCCUUGCCGCGACCUACCUGUACCCCAAGAUCCGGGAAGUGCCAGAAGAUGCGCCGAUCCCAGAUGAGGAGGAGGCGGAGAAGUUCCUGGCAGAGGAGGAGGAUCAGCCUGAGGAUGGGGAGCAGGGACCAGAGGACCCGGACGCCGACGCACAGGAGGAAGAAUGGAAAAAGAAGGUGGAGGACUUGAGGCGCCCUAUGGAGAUGCAGGCGCUUCGCUUUGUGGUCCCGUUAGAGCGACAUCGCGGAAAGGAGGUCCUCGAGGCGGUCCAAGAGCUCUACAUACGCAUCCGUACUCUUGGCUUGCCUAUUGUUCGGCUUCAUUCGGACAGGGCGAGAGAGUUCAGAGUGAAACCACUCAGGCGGUGGUGUCGUGACAGAGACAUCUACCAAACAUACACAGAAGGACUGGCCCCGUCCCAGAACGCCGCAGCCGAAAGCCACGUGAAGUGGUUAAAGGGGAAGGCCAGGCUACAUCUUCAAGAUGCUGAACUCGACAAAGAGCUUUGGCCGUGUGCAAUGAAGCAUGCAUGCAAGCUUCACAAUGCAAGGGAGCUUGGCGAGAAGGCCCCAGAGAUCAGGUUUGGAGCUGUGGUGUGGGUGAAGUCCAAGAAGGACCGUGGACCUUUUGACCCAAGAUGGGAGCGUGGGGUUUACAUGGGUCCAGCAGACGACGUUCGUGAAGGACAUGUGGUGAGGUUGGACGAUGGUCUUUGGUUACGCACGUUGCAUAUGAGGACGGUGCGUGAUGAUGAAGUGGAGGACGAGGACGACGAGGAGUUUGUCGUGGACCUGGUGGAACCAACAAGGAGACUGCGGAGGAAGACAAAGUUGGCCGACCCAGAGUUGAGGGCCCUUGAUGUGAAAGGCCGAAAAGCUUUGGUGGAGCGGCUGCUUGCCUCAAGCAUUUGGGAGUCGCCAGAAGCAAAGGUGGAGAGACCACAGAUGAAGGAUGGGGAUGCUUGGGAUGGUGCUGCCUACGUGAACCUGGGAGCCUACCAGCACGGAGGUAUUACCAGUAUCACGGUUGCGACGGAGAAGUUUGCCCAGGAGGCGGAGUGGGCGGCCACACUAUUGAGCAUCGACCACCCAGGCAAGGUUUUCACAUCGGUGGCCUUGGUGAAGAAUGCCACAAUGCCCCUACACGAGGAUGCCUUCAACCUUAAGUCCACCGUGAACCUGGUUUCGCCGCUAAGGGUUUCCAAAGGAAGCUGUGUGUGGCAGGAGUUGAAGCCGGGAGAUGAGUUUUAUGGGAAGUAUAAGUCUAUGUGGUUCAAGGAGAAGGAAGUCCCGGGACAGUUGUUCAGUGUGGAAAAGCCAACAACAGUGCGCCCGGACAGACUUCAUGCACCUCUUCGUGGAGAAGAAGGUCUCUACGAUGGUGCCGGCAACGGGGACUACGGCGGUGUCAGGUAUGGAGGUGAGCUCGGGAACGGCGCCAAUGGGGCCAGUUUCGAGUUCAUCGGCGAGCUCAGGUACUGCCCGGAGGGGAGCCAAGAGAAUGUGGUGAUGACUUCGACUCCUCUUAUGCCCUUGGGUCACGAUGAGGAGGAGCACCUGAGGAGGAGGGUGUCGUGGCUCUCGGACCUUGUGGAGGAAGAAAGGCAGGUGCGCCGAGCCAAGGAAGCCCGUGGGGAGUAUGCGAGCCAGAGAGAGCGGCAGAUGUUCUACAAGCUAGACGAGGCCAUUGACUACAUGAACGAGCUGCUCGACAACACGAGACAACAGAACAGGGUGAACCUCAUGAGAAUGGCGGUUGGCAGCAGUGCUUCCGAGAACGUGGAGGAGAUGUUGCAAUCGUUGGGAAAACCCUUGGAGACGGUCCAUACGGUGGACCUACAGGAAGUCAAGAGACACUUACAGGAGUGGACUCCCAGCAUCGCCAAGGAGGUCCAGACUUUGGAGGGAUCAGGAACGCUGCGAGGGCUUCCCCUUCAAGAGGCCAAGGAGAGGGUGAAGGAGAUGGGCCGUUCGAGGAUAGUGAUCUGUGGGAACUACAUUCACAACGAGGUGGAAGUGUACACGGCUUCAGCCAAUGCCGAAAGCGUGAGAUGCUCGUUGUCCUAUGGGGCGAAGAGGAAGUGGCAUGGAGCAGUGACCGACGUGAACUCGGCCUUCACCCUAACACCUAUGACGGAGUCUAAGGUCCGCUACGCGAUCACCAUGCCGAAGGUUGUGGUGGAUGCGGGGUGUGCCCCGCCAAACACAGCUUACUCGGUGGACCGAGUGUUGUACGGACUCAGAGAGGCGCCGCGGUUGUGGGGAAGUUUUAGGGACCGAAGGAUCAGCCGUGCCAAGUUGAAGGUCGGGGACAAACAGUGUGUGUUCCUGCAGAUGGAGACGGACCCAGCGGUUUGGAGAUUGGUCGAGAUUGGCAACGAAUCCCAUACCCUCGCGAUGAUGAUAGUUUACGUCGAUGACGCCAUGAUGUUGGGCCCGGUGGACAUUAUCAAUGUGAUGUACGAGUGGCUUACAAAAGGCACCGAAGAAGAGGGAGGGUGGAAGUGCUCGCCUUUGGAGUGGUUGGGGAAAGAGCCAGUCCGUUACCUGGGGAUGGAUGUGAGGAGAAAAGAGUUGGGGGAUAUAACCAGCUUUCAUAUCUCACAGGGAAGUUACGUUGCGGAACUUCUCAGGAACUACCCAGAAGAGGCGGCAAGGCCUUCGCAGGUGCCAGCAACCAAGGAGAGUAUGCCACAGAACGAGGAAGUCGAUGAGGAGGAGGUGGUUGUGUUUGACGGCGACUUGGUGAAGCAGGCCCAAAAGAUGGCGGGUGAGCUGUUGUGGUUGCUCACGAGAACAAGGCCGGAUGUGGGGUUUGCCACAGCCCAUGUUUGCAGCGCAGCCACCAAGGACCCCAACACGGCGAUUCGGCUGGCCAAGAUGACAAUGAGGUAUUUGGCGGCUACUCCUACGAUGGGUUUGUGCUACGAUGGUCAAGGUGGUCCUGUGGUCGCUUACUCGGACGCAAGCUUCGCGCCACAGGGAGACCGGAGUUUUGGGUGUGUUACCACGGCUACCUAUGGGGGUUUCGCGGCGUGGAGGAUGACAAAACAACCCACAAUAGCUCUUUCGGCUGCCGAGGCUGAGUUGGUGGAGUUGGUGAACGCAAGCCAACAGGCUGCUGGGCUUCAGGCGUGGGUGAAUGAAGUUUCCACAGAAGACAUGGAAGAGCCAAUGGUCUUAAGGGUGGACAACACUGCGGCCUGUGGUUUGGCAACGACUUCACCGGGUUCGUGGAAAACUCGGCAUCUAAAGGUCAAGGCACGACACCUCAGAAUGGAGACCAGCGAAGGGAGGAUUCAUGUGGUCCACACCCCGGGCGAGGUCCAGGUGGCGGAUAUGGGGACGAAGCCAGUUCCAGUUGCAAGGCUGGUGGAGUUACGAAGGCUGUGGGGUAUGUGCACGGCAGAGGAGUUUGAGAAAAAGGACCAGGAGGUGAUCAUCAAGUCGUUGCAAGGCCCUGAGUACUAUGACUUGCUGAGGAUGUUUGUGUGGCUCAUGAUGAUGAACAACCUGCCAGUGGUCGAGGCAGCGGAUGUCUAUCACAAGAAGCCCUUGGACUACGAUGGUAGUUUUGAGUUCUAUGGGCUGUUGUUGAUCGGUGGAGUUGCCUUGCUUGGAAUCUGGGAGACGCUGAAGUGGGUUGCACACAAGAUCUUUGGAGAUGAUGAGAUGACCCUGGCAAAGGCCCGGAGGCUCAUGAGGAUCCGGAAUCAAGCGUCGAGGGCGCUUCAAGAGGAGCUUGCUUCAAUGAGUGCGAGUUCCGCGGAUCCAAUGUAUGAAGAAAAGCCAAAGGUGUUGAUGGGUGGGACUAAGGCGAUGCCGGCGGAGCCUUUGGGGGUGGCUGCUACAUCUAGCGAGGUGUCUACCACUCCGGCUACAACGAGGGCGAUGCCUGCCACGCCAGCUACGUCCAGUGCAGCGCCUACUACACCUGUGGUUCCCAGUGCGGUACCUACAACAGCUGCAUUUAGUGCAGCAGCAAGGGCGGAGGAUGAUCCAGAUCUCAGAGCUGCGUUGGAGCAGGCGCAGAAUGGGCAGUAUCGUCGCUUGAGGAAGAGCUUCGUGAUGUCUGAGCAUGGGGAUAGGCUCCAUGCAGUUCCGAACUGUCAUGGGUUGAGACAUGCCAACAAAACCAGGUUGAAACAGAUGCAAGUUUGCUAUUAUUGUGAUGGCAACUUCCCUCUCUACUACAAGGUGACGCGUGGUCAAGUCCUUCCAGAGGGAUGA